AUGCAGGGAAUUGUAGUCAUGGAAUGUCCACUACUUCCUGAAAAGUAGACAAGGAAAAAGUACAAGUACGAGUUUGACUUUACGUUUUAUUUUAUUUUUUAAAUCAGCCUCCAUUAGUACGAUAUAACGUUCAAACGAAUGGGAAUAUGUCUCUGAUGGAACAGGGUGGUGGUGCCCCCAUCAGGCCGGUGACGGCAGUGGCCUGGACCUCCAACAGUGCCAGCUGCCCCAAAGACUUCAACCUGAUUAGCUCAACUGAGGAUGGAGUUGCGGCUAACUUCACGCGGAGUUUUGCCAUGAAAUCUGGCUAUUACCUCUGCUACAGCAAAGAGCCGUCAGGUGGGAUGGUGGUUUCUGACAUCCAGGUGAUCUCUGACAAGGAGGCCAUCCCUAGUGGAUACUGCUUCAUACCUGAACACCUGGAGCCCAAGGCGUCUGUGUGGAAGAAGAAGCGUGUGUGUGUGCGACUGGUGCAGGAGUGCAGCGUUGAGGCGGCAGUGCUCGACAUCAAAGUGACGGCCAAGAGUAGGAUGAUGCUACAGCAUUACACCUGUAUAGGGGACAUCCAUGGCUACGUGAUGUGGUGCCGGAAGGGGCCCUUCUCCAGCCUCCUACCCCGGGCCAAGCCCCGCAAGGUCAGCCUAACCCUCCGCGAGCUCUCCCUUGACCAGAACACUCCUCCACUGCCCCUCAGACCCAGUAACGCUCCGCUCCUGCCUCCUGGCAGGAAGAUCAGCAGUCGUCGUGGGAACCUUGGAUCAAACGACGCUGUGGACAAAGCGGCAGACAACAGCAACAUCUACGGCAUCUCUGCCAUAGACGGGGUUCCCUUUGCUCUCCACCCAAAGUUUGAGACCCAGACCAACGACACGACCCCCGUUAACAUUCUGGACAAUAUCCGCAUCAAAUCUUUCCAGGACAUUGAAAAUGAGUACAACUACACAUUCAAGGUGGAGGAAAACGCAGCCGACAGAAGCAGAUCUUUUCUCUCCACAGGAAUCACCUCUUAGGCUCAAUGACCUUUCAACUACGACCUCAACGGUGCCAUCAUGCACACUCCUUAAGCACUACAGGGUCAAUGUUAUAUGUCAUGUGAUCAUCAUUAGUUUCUAGUUAACCGACAAAUCCUCUCUGACUGAGUAGUGCCUUUGUAUGUUCUACUUCGACAUUCCAGAGUUCUCACACGUUCCGUUCCUUGAACCCAUUCUUACUGUGUUCUAAACUUUACACGUUCCAUUCUCACCUCCAAAUUGUGUAAGAAUAAUGUAAAAAAUAAUGUUAUUGUGUUGAAACUGGUGAUUAUAAAAUAUACUGAUAUCAUGUCAUGAAAGAUACUUCAAAAAUUCUAUGGAUAUUGGUAUUUUAUUUAUGGUUAUUCCUUCUUAAUGGUAUAUUUAGGGGCCAAUUCUGAUGUGGUUUGUUUCUGCUCUGUGUCAAUGUAAAUAAUGUUAGUAUCUAGUGAAGCAUGAGUCAUUUUAUGGUUAACAUUAUGAAGGCUAUUUACCUGUAACCUGUAGUCAUGUUUUGUCUUGCAUGAAAUAAUAAGUUUGUCUACUAUAAUAAAGGGGCACUGUGUAGAAUCCUGCAUCUGUCCUUCACAAGA
Molecule: messenger RNA, 1603 nt
Organism: Esox lucius (northern pike)
Lineage: Eukaryota; Metazoa; Chordata; Actinopteri; Esociformes; Esocidae
Product: multivesicular body subunit 12A-like
Exons: 10
Coding region: 147-1010 (287 amino acids)
Biological process (GO): endosome to lysosome transport via multivesicular body sorting pathway; receptor catabolic process; viral budding
Cellular component (GO): cytosol; ESCRT I complex
Source: RefSeq, a predicted model, not a curated record